CUUCCUCUCAAGAUGCACGAGGCAGCAUCGGGGAUGCAGUGGAAUCUGCCCAACUUCAUGUGCUCCAUCACCUCCUUUACCUUUUUCUCCACAAUAUACACCAGCUCCUUGCUGCUGAUGGCCGUCGCCGUGGUCCGCUACGUAGGAGUGGCCUUUCCUAUUACCUAUAAGCUAUUGCAAAAACCUGUGUAUCCGAUCGUCAUCAGUGCUGUUAUUUGGUUGAUCUCAAUGGGACACUGCAGCAUCACUUUCAUCAUCCAGCACCAUCCAUCUCUCUCCAGCAAAAACUCUUCUAUCUGCUAUGAGAAUUUUACACAGAAGCAGCUGGAGGUUCUCCUCCCAGUGCGUUUGGAGUUUUUCUUCGUGGUCUGCCUUAUACCUCUUAUAAUUUCCAUUUUCUGCUACGUGCGCUUAAUUUUGAUUCUGUACAGCCGUCCCAGGAUAUCCUGGAUGCAAAAGAGGAAGGCUAUCGGCAUGGCCUUGGGGACUCUUGCUGUGUUCCUCAUUUGUGUUCUGCCAUACAAUUUCUCUCAUUUAUUGGGUUUCUUCCAGGGAAAGAGCCCUGAAUGGAGGUACUACACUUUGCUGCUCUGCACAUUAAACACCUGCAUCGAUCCCAUCAUAUUUUAUUUUUCCUCCUCAAUCUUCCACUGCACCAGCAAAAAAUCUAUUUUCAGAAAGCGUCGUGCUAUUGAUGUAAAUAUGGAAGCAGGGGGCACAUGUUCAAGCUGA
Messenger RNA from Poecilia latipinna (sailfin molly), 732 nucleotides. RefSeq names its product free fatty acid receptor 2. The transcript has a single exon. Gene Ontology annotation, molecular function: G protein-coupled receptor activity. The record is from RefSeq and is a predicted model, not a curated record. Gene Ontology annotation, biological process: G protein-coupled receptor signaling pathway; cellular response to fatty acid. The annotation marks the transcript as partial. NCBI's taxonomy places the organism in Eukaryota, Metazoa, Chordata, Actinopteri, Cyprinodontiformes, Poeciliidae. Gene Ontology annotation, cellular component: plasma membrane.